Molecule: messenger RNA, 5086 nt
Organism: Leucoraja erinaceus (little skate)
Lineage: Eukaryota; Metazoa; Chordata; Chondrichthyes; Rajiformes; Rajidae
Gene: tmprss9
Product: transmembrane serine protease 9
Exons: 14
Coding region: 328-2316 (662 amino acids)
Biological process (GO): proteolysis
Molecular function (GO): serine-type endopeptidase activity; protein binding
Source: RefSeq, a predicted model, not a curated record
GGCUGCAAAGCUCGCUGUUCACAAGCUGUUGAGUUCAUUCAUGAAGGUGAAUGAGUGAAGGACAGUCGGCUUGAGCAACAACAGUCCGUUGGCGCUGGGUGGAUCAAUAUAGCCGCUGUAAGCAUGACACAGUACAGAUCCGCCACCCACAUUUCAUGCUGUCCAUCCUCACGCUAUUGCAGCCUCUACUGACCCAACAGAUUUAAUCACCGCCUGGCAAGUCACUUUAGAAGCGGGGAACAUAUUAUGUCCUCAGUGGAGUGGAGACCUCAGUGAGCGAGCAUCCACUGAACAUCCAGAAGCUUUGCUGCUACCACCAGUGCAAACAUGGAAUUGGGCAAAGAGUUGGAGAAAGCCACUGCCACUGGACCCAAGACAGAUCUCAGGAAUACAUGUUACUGCAAAGUGCUCCUGGGUGUGCUGUUGCUUUGUCUUGUUGUGGUCGCCAUCGUCCUUGGAGUUUAUUUCGGAAUACGUGGAUCUCAGAAAGAAGUUCCCUCCCUACAACAUUUGGCCGUGAAAGUUUCAAGCUGCUCAGCUGAUGAUUAUAUCUGCGGCAAUGGCCAAUGUCUUACAAAGACCAACCCGGAGUGUGACAAGAUCAAUGACUGCUUGGACACGUCGGAUGAGGUGGGAUGCAGCUGUGGCACUCCCCAGAUAACCAACAGGAUAGUGGGUGGCACAGAAGCCAAUGAAGGAGAGUGGCCCUGGCAAGUCAGCCUGCAUGUAAUCGACAUUGGCCACGAAUGUGGGGCUUCAGUCUUGACAGAUACCUGGCUGAUAUCAGCCGCUCAUUGCUUCUCAAGGUUUGCAUCACCACAGAGUUGGGAGGCGCUUGUGGGAACCAUCUACAGAGAUGACCGACGUGCCACGGGAGUGAGGAGGAAAGUCAAGAGAAUCAUUGUCCACCCCUCGUUCAACCCGGCCUUGCUUGACUUUGACGUGGCUCUGCUGGAGUUGACUUCCCCCGUAGCUUUCUCCAGAUAUAUCCAGCCCCUGUGUAUGCCAUCCUCUGCGCACGUCUUCCGUGUCGGGAAGAUAUGCGCCAUCACCGGAUGGGGAUCUCUGAGUGAGAGCAACGCUACUUUACCCAUCAAUCUCCAGGAAGCCACUGUUCCAAUAUUGGAUAAGGAGGAAUGCUCCGAGCUCUACAACGACCCCAUAACCCCGCAGAUGAUCUGCGCGGGUUUCGCUGCUGGCCAAGUGGAUUCCUGUCAAGGUGAUUCAGGUGGACCUCUGGCUUGUGAGGAGUCACCAGGCAAGUGGUUCCUGGCUGGCAUCGUGAGCUGGGGUGAAGGUUGUGCCCGACCAGACAAACCUGGCAUCUACACAAGAGUGACCACGAUCAGAGACUGGGCCCUGCAGUCAAUAACGCAGUCCAGUAUCGUUUCAUCUUCCACCCCGACCAACAUUGAACAGACCACUUCUGUAGUAAAACCCACCGUGAACUACCAUCUACCGGCAGAGGUUCACUGUACAGCCACCACAUUCCAGUGUUCCAACAGCAGCUGCAUCAAUAAAUACAAUGCAGAGUGUGACGGUAUCAUCGACUGUGCUUCAGGCUCUGACGAGUUCAACUGCGAUUGUGGAGAUACAUCUCUAACGGUGGGCACGAAGAUUGUGGGUGGAGAAGGCAGUGCCCUUGGAGAGUUCCCCUGGCAGACGAGUCUCCAUGCAACGUGGAAAGGGCACGUGUGUGGAGGGACGCUGAUCUCCCCAACAUGGGUGGCCACUGCCGCCCACUGCGUUCUACGUAAGAAGAAUCCGGAUUAUUGGCUCGGGUUCCUGGGAACAGUUUAUCGCACGGGAUGGAACGGCACCAGAGUCACCUUCAAGAGAAUCAUCAUCCAUCCACAAUUCAACGUCUACAGCCUGGACAAUGACAUUGCCCUAAUGGAACUGACUCAGCCUGUAACCCUCUCCAGCAUCAUCCAGCCAGCCUGCCUACCUUCACUGUCCCACAUGUUCUCAGAGGCAAUGAAAUGUUUUAUUACAGGCUGGGGCACUACAUCAGAAGGGGGUUAUUUGGCUUACGUGCUACAGAAGGCCGAGGUUGAAGUCAUCAGGGAUGACCUGUGCUGGAAACUGUAUGGUAGCCAGGUCACUGACAGGAUGCUGUGUGCUGGUAAAGUGGCAGGCGGUGUGGAUUCAUGUCAGGGAGAUUCCGGUGGCCCACUGAUUUGCCGGGAAGAUUCGGGAAAGUGGUUCCUCUUUGGAAUUACAAGUUGGGGAGAUGGCUGCGCGAGGGUGAAUGCCCCUGGGGUCUACAGCAGAGUCACAGCCCUCAGACGUUUCAUUGCCCACUACGUUUUCUGAAGGUUGAGGAUUUGCAAUUAUUUCUGAUUCACCGAAGGCUUUGGGGUUUCGAUGCAGAACGCAGGAGCUGUGGAGACGUGAAUUCUCUUGGUUUUCGACAGUCUGUGAUCACUCCCUUCAGUCUUCAACGCCUCCAAUUCUUUUAUUUGUGAAUGAGAUUAAGGAAUUCUUUGAAAUGUAAUAUAUAUGAAGGUGAUCUUUUGGUGUCUUUUUUAAACUGCUCUGUUUAUGCUUUUUUUGCUUCUGACACACCAAAUGAGAUAAUAGAUAUCAUUCUUGUAUCUUAUCUAGUGUGAAAUACCCCCAAAUAUAUCUGUUGUUGGUUUUUAUGUGCUACAAUUUGAGGAUGAACAACUCCUAGUUACAAACCGUAGGAUACAGUGGAGAUUUCUGUUUAUUCUCUGCAUAGCACCAAUUUUAACAUCGCCUUGUGUCUGCUCUUCAGGUCAUUUCAUUCAGUAGUGUCAGGGCGGAAAGGAAAAUACUUGCAAUAACUCUUCUGGAAAACUAGAUUUUGGUUUUGGUGAUAUAACUGAAUGAAAAUGUAAGGUGCCGUGAUCGGGUCAUGAACCUACCAAAUAACAGUGAGAAUCUUAUGCAUAUACGUAGAAACAUAGAAAAUAGGUGCAGGAGUAGGCCGUUCGGCCCUUCGAGCCUGCACCGCCAUUCAAUAUGAUCAUGGCUGAUCAUCCAACUCAGUAUCCUAAAUCACUGACAGUAUUUUCGGGAUCAGAAGACACACAUACGGUAAUCACAUUGAGAAUACUAUCAGGUAAGGGCUGAUGCAUUAUCUUAGGUGUGUGUACGUUAUUCAUCGGCAAAUCAUAGUUUACUGGGAGACGCGAAACGUCUCCUAUCCCUGUUCUCCAGAGAUGCUGCCAGACCCGCUAAGUUACUCCAGUACUUUGUGUCUGGUUUUGUAAACCAGCGUCUGCAGUUCCUUGUGUCCCCCUUGGUUUCAUUGGCCCUUUGAAUUGAAAUAAGCAUUUCUGUACAAUUGGCAAAGGCGAAAUAAUGUGUAUAUCCCAAAAGAGUUAAAAAUGUGUUCAAUUUAGGCCCAUGGUUGAAAAUCUACCGCUGGGUGAGUGGAAAAAACAUUGCUUCCAAAGAACUACCAAGUAUUGGUUUUCACACCAAAGAUUAUGAGCUGGGGUUUAAUACAGGGGUAAUAAUCAUUACAACUUCUAGGGUUUUAGCAAGCCAAAGCCUCAGGUUCGCUUCUAUGCUGGAAGCUCUCAGGCCUUGUACUGAAGCCUAAAUGCCAAAACCAAAACUGGAAUGGUUUGUAAAAUAAGAAGCACAGAGCUACUGAAAGCAAGAAGUUUAGUAGAAUUCACGUUAGAUGGUAAAUUGACAGAAGAACACUCCAAAGAGGGAAGAAGCCAUUGUAACAAAAGCAUUUUUAUACCAAUAAUAACAUCUUUAUAGCAAUAAAAAUAACAUAACAUAAAAAUAAUGAGCAGAAAGCUAGUUGGGAUAGGAAUGAUUAUAGAUGGUUACUGUGGUGGGGGCGGCAUGGUGGCCCAGUGGUAGAGUUGCUGCCUUACAGCGCCAGAGACCUGCGCUAGAUCCUGACUACGGGUGCUGUCUGUACGGAGUUUGCAUGUUCUCCAUGUGACCGUGUGGGUUUUCUCCGGGAGCUCCGGUUUCCUCCCACAUUCCAAAGACGUGCAGAUUUAUAGGUUAAUUGACUAGGUUAAAAUUGUAAAUUGUCCUUAGUGUUGGAUAGUGCUAGUGUAGUCAUUAGAGAUAGUCCAGCCAGUGAAGAUCCGGAGGGCCAAAUGGCCUGUUUCUGCGCUGUAUCUCUAAAGUCUAAAGUAAAGUAAAUCUGGAUAUAGCUUAUGCUAGAAUGAGAGUCAAAUAUACCAGGAUACAGGAAAAUCGAAAAAUAGAAAAAUGGGAACUUUACAGCGAGACAGGAAAGUUUCUAAAUAUUGUGUAAAUGUUUUGCUGGCUUCAGUUAAAUUAGCUAUGGAUGGUAAUGACAUAGAUAACUGCAACAAUGGGAGAUUCAAAGCUUCAUAUAAUGUAAUUCAAAUAUAAUGGGUCAAAGAAAAAUACAUAAUUUGCUAAAAGAAUUAAGGAUAAUUUGGGAAAACAUCACAAACUUAAUAGAUUUAUAGAGAUUUCGAUGGAAAUGCAAGCAAUAAACCAAGAAUAAAAAGGGUCUCGACCCGAAAUGUCGCCUAUUCCUUUUCUCCAUAGAUGCUGCCUCACUCGCUGAGUUACUCCAGCAUCUGCAGUUCUUUCUUAAACCUAAAAAACUUGAGAAUCAUUUCAAACGGCCUUAGAUAUUUUCUUGAAUAAAUGUCAAAAGGUGAUAUGAAUUGCGGUGUGUACUUCCAGGCUAUGAAACUAUGUGAUGGCAGUAUAUGGAUUAUAACAGAAGGAAGACAGAAAAUGCUCGAGUAACUCAGCGGGUCAGGCAGCAUCUCUGGAGAGCAUGGAUGGGUGACUCUUCAGGUUGUGCACUAUCUUCAGACCGAUGGCAGUUCUCCAAAAAUGCUGACCCACUGAGUUACUACAGCAUUUUGUGGCUUAGUUGGCAUGAACCAGCAUCUGCAGUUCCUUGCUAUUACAUUAUAAUCUGAGCUGCAAAUUGUGUCAUUUGUAAUUGGUGCAAGUGCAUCUCAACUGUGUGAAACUGGACAAAAACAUCUGAUAAGCGGCUUUGUUUUAUGAUAUGUGAAUAAACACAGUAAUAAAGAAAAAUUCAAGGUAUUUAACUCAAUCUAACUGCACCUAAUAAACAGUGAACAAUUCAAAAACC